CGGGGCGAUGGGUUGAUGGGCGCCGGGGGACGCAGGAUGCGGGGGGCGCCCGGGCGCCUGCUGCUGCCGCUGCUGCCGUGGCUGCUGCUGCUCCUGGCGCCCGAGACUCUGGGGGCGCCCGGCUGUCCGGUGCCCAUCCGCAGCUGCAAGUGCUCGGGGGAGCGGCCCAAGGGACUGAGCAGCAGCGCCCCCAACCCGGCGCGCAGGAGGGUGGUGUGCGGCGGCGGGGACCUCCCGGAGCCUCCCGAUCCCGGCCUUCUGCCUAAUGGCACCGUCACCCUACUCCUGAGCAACAACAAGAUUACAGGGCUCCGAAAUGGAUCCUUCCUGGGACUCUUCCUGCUGGAGAAGCUGGACCUGAGGAGCAACGUCAUCAGCACGGUGCAGCCCGGGGCUUUCCUGGGCCUGGGAGAGCUGAGGCGCUUAGAUCUCUCCAACAACCGGAUUGGCUGCCUCACCUCUGAGACCUUCCAAGGCCUCCCCAGGCUUCUCCGACUAAACAUAUCUGGAAACAUCUUCUCCAGUCUGCAGCCAGGGGUCUUUGAUGAGCUGCCAGCCCUUAAGGUUGUGGACUUCGGCACAGAGUUCCUGACCUGUGACUGCCACCUUCGCUGGCUGUUGCCCUGGGCCCAGAACCACUCCCUGCAGCUAUCGGAACACACACUCUGUGCCUACCCCCGUGCCCUGCACGCCCAGGCCCUGGGCAGCCUCCAGGAGGCCCAGCUGCGCUGUGAGGGGGCCCUGGAGCUGCACACCCACCACCUCAUCCCAUCCCUGCGCCAAGUGGUGUUCCAGGGUGACCGGCUGCCCUUCCAGUGCUCCGCCAGCUACCUGGGCAACAACACUCACAUCCGCUGGUACCACAACCGGGCCGCCGUGGAGGGGGACGAGGAGGCGGGCGUGCUGCUGGCGGACAGCCUGGUCCACGACUGCACCUUCAUCACCAGCGAGCUGACCCUGUCUCACAUUGGCGUGUGGGCCUCAGGCGAGUGGGAGUGCUCCGUGUCCACCAUCCAGGGCAACGCCAGCAAGAAGGUGGAGAUUGUGGUGCUGGAGACCUCAGCGUCCUACUGCCCUGCAGAACGUGUCGCCAACAACCGUGGGGACUUCAGGUGGCCUCGAACUCUGGCUGGCAUCACAGCCUACCAGUCCUGCCUGCAGUAUCCGUUCACCUCAGUGCCCCUGAGUGGGGGCGCUCCAGGCACCCGAGCCUCCCGCCGGUGUGACCGAGCUGGCCACUGGGAGCCAGGGGACUAUUCCCACUGCCUGUAUACCAACGACAUCACCAGGGUGCUCUACACCUUCGUGUUGAUGCCCAUCAAUGCGUCCAACGCGCUGACCCUGGCCCACCAGCUGCGCGUUUACACAGCUGAGGCUGCCAGCUUUUCAGAUAUGAUGGAUGUAGUUUAUGUGGCCCAGAUGAUCCAGAAGUUUUUGGGUUAUGUUGACCAGAUCAAAGAGCUGGCAGAGGUGAUGGUGGAUAUGGCCAGCAACCUGAUGCUGGUGGCUGAGCACCUGCUAUGGCUGGCCCAGCGUGAGGACAAGGCCUGCAGCCGUAUCGUGGGUGCCCUGGAGCGCAUCGGGGGAGCAGCCCUCAGCCCUCACGCCCAGCACAUCUCUGUGGAGCUGAGCGCCUUUCCCAGGGAGGAGGGCGGCUCAGGGGCAGGGCUGCACCCUGCUGUGUACCCCUGCACAGCCCUGCUGCUGCUCUGUCUCUUCUCAACCAUCAUCACCUAUAUCCUCAACCACAGCUCUAUCCAUGUGUCCCGGAAGGGCUGGCACAUGCUGCUGAACCUGUGUUUCCACAUGGCCAUGACCUCUGCCGUCUUUGCGGGGGGCAUCACACUGACCAACUACCAGAUGGUCUGCCAGGCGGUGGGCAUCACCCUGCACUACUCUUCAUUGUCCACACUGCUCUGGAUGGGCGUGAAGGCCCGAGUCCUCCACAAGGAGCUCACGUGGAGGGCGCCGCCUCCACGGGAAGGGGACCCUGCCCCACCUACUCCACGUCCCAUGCUCCGGUUCUAUUUGAUUGCUGGAGGGAUCCCACUCAUUAUCUGUGGCAUCACGGCUGCUGUCAAUAUCCACAACUACAGGGACCACAGCCCCUACUGCUGGCUGGUGUGGCGUCCAAGCCUAGGAGCCUUCUACAUCCCGGUGGCUUUGAUUCUGCUAGUCACCUGGAUCUAUUUCUUGUGCGCAGGGCUGCGCUUACGGGGUCCCCUGGCACAGAGUGCAAAGGGGAGCAACAGCAGGGCCUCCCUGGAGCCAGGGGAGGAGCUGAGGGGUCCCACCAGGCUCCGGAGCAGCGGCCCCCUUCUGAGUGACUCAGGUUCCCUUCUGGCAACUGGAAGUGCAGGCAUAGUGAUGCCCGGGCCCCCGGAUGAUGGUGACGGCCUCUAUUCUCCGGGCGUCCAACUGGGGGCGCUAGUGACCACGCAUUUCCUGUACUUGGCCAUGUGGGUCUGCGGGGCUCUGGCCGUGUCCCAGCGCUGGCUGCCCCGGGUGGUGUGCAGCUGUCUGUACGGCGUGGCGGCCUCCGCCCUGGGCCUCUUCGUCUUCACCCACCACUGUGCCAGGCGUAGGGACGUGAGGGCCUCUUGGCGCGCUUGCUGCCCGCCUGCCUCGCCCUCGGCCUCCCACACCCCACCGCGGGCCCUGCCAGCCGUCUCAGAGGAUGGCUCCCCCGAGUUCGGGGAAGGGCCCCCCUCCCUCAAGUCUUCCCCGAGCGGCAGCAGCGGCCCCGCGCUGCCCCCUGGCCUCUGCAAGCUCACCAACUUGCAGCUGGCGCAGAGUCAGGCGUGCGAGGCCGGGGCGGCCCGCGGGGAAGGGGAGCCGGAAGCCGCGGGCCCCCGGGGGGGCCUGGCUCCCCGCCACCCCAACAACCUACACCAGGGGCGUCGGGCGCACAAGAGUCGGGCCAAGGGGCACCGCGCGGGGGAGGCCGUCAGCAAGAACCGGCUGAAGCCCCCGCGUGGGGGUGCGGCGGCCGGGGGGCCCGAGCUGCCGUCCAGCGAGAGCGGCAGCCUGCACUACAGCCCGAGCGACAGCUACGCGGGCAGCAGCUGCCACAGCCCGGGCGCUGGCCACCCGCUUGAGGGCGAGCCCAUGCUCACGCCCUCUGAGGGCAGCGACACCAGCGCCGCGCCGCUCCCCGAGGCGGGCCGGCCGGGCCAGCGCCGCAGCGCCAGUCGCGACAAUCUCAAGGGCGGCGGCAGCGGCGCGCUGGAGGAAAGCAAGCGCCGCUCGUACCCGCUCAACAGUGCGGGUCUCAACGGCGCCCCCAAGGGGGGCAAGUACGACGAUGUCAACGUGGUGGGCGCGGAGGCGGCCGGCGGCGCCUGCAUGAAGACUGGCCUCUGGAAGAGCGAGACCACCGUCUAGAGCGGGGCGGGCGAUGCUGUAAGACAGGCGGGACACACGGGCUCGUUACCCUCAGUGACUCCGAGGCCCUCAAAGACGUCGCCUGGUACGUCUACAAGUGUGAGGUGGCGGUGCCCAAGGCUGCACCUAGGCUGGCCAGCAUUAUCCCCGACGCUGGGGAAAGGAGAUAGGCAGGUACUUGCCACUUACCUAGAGGGCGUCCCUCUGGGCAACAAGACAAUCCCAGAAGCAGGCGUGAUACGUUUCCGUCCAGCCCAGGCCCGUUCUGACAGACCAGAUUACUGGGGUCCCCCCAGGCAGGGGCUAAGUCCUAUGUGGGGUAAUCCUCAACUACAGUGAAAGGGCACAGCAGAGCCCAGGUGGGUCCUCCCCAAGUAUUACCACUCCUGGCCACACUGCCUCAGUGGACAUCAGCCCUGCCAGGAAAUCACAGGGAGGAGCUUCAGAACUGUGCUGUUCCCUCUCUGUCCCCUGCUAAAGUCUGCCCAGAUCCCAAGUCCUCUCUCCUCUUGGGUUUGGCUGACACUAGAGCCAGCCUAGCAGAUGAGUCAAGUGACCAGGACGGAUGGGUCCCCUUCUGUCAUCCUCUCCAACAAACUAUGCCAGAGGGGAGGGAGGGAACUGUAAAAGGCAACCUUUGAAAUCCCCUGGGGGAAGAGAGAGGGAGCACAACUAGGGAUAAAGCCACCAUUCCCACAGGAGUGGUAUUCCCACCACACAGCAGGGCUCAGAGGUGGCACCUCAGAACAGUCUAGGCCCUGUACCUAAGCAGCUGACUCUGCCAGGUGUCUGUCAGGUGAUCUGAAGGAAGUAGGAGGAGCUGGUACUUGGAACUAGGGCAGAAUCUAGUCAUGCCUAAACCUAGUCCUAUCAACGAUGCUCUGAAGAGGGGGGCCACUGCAGUAGGCUGCAGGUGGUGUUUGGAGAAGCACUUACUGUUCAAUGACAAGAUCCAUCUCCCCAUCCCAGCCUCCCAUCCCUCAGGGACUAAAGAAAGCACUCCCUUGCCUCUGUGAGGCCAUAUGGAAAAACCAUCCCAAUUAUUCUGAUCUCUAGCUCCACAGUAGGGAGAAACCUCUGCAAAGUCAAAGCAGCCUCCUGACUGAGACCUGAGGCAGUGGCUAGGGUCCCUGCAAAUUGCCCGAGUCCAGUGCCUUCACUACUAUUAUACACCAGCACCUAUAGUUUUCCCAACCUGAACAACCACGACCAGUCUUUUACUACAGAACUGAAUGGAAGUGGAGGGAACCUUGGGUCUUGGGAAGAAGAACAGGAAACCCAAGUCUGGUCCAGUUCCCCUCCCAGUCUUCACAUCACCCCAGCCUGCUCACCAAGGUGAAAGGAGACACGGGAGGGGAGAGAACUCACACUCCCAGAGAUGAGUCCUGUUAUUUAUGCUUGCUGCACAGACAAUAUUAGAAGAAAAAAAAAGCUUUGUAUUACUCUUCCACAUAUGCCAGCUGCUGUUUACAUACCCUGCCGAUGCCUUAGCACUGGAGAGCUUUUGCAAUACGCUGGGGAAAGGGAAGGGAGGGAACGAAAAGUGCCAAAGAAAACAUGUUUUUAAGAGCUUGGGUUUUAUACAAUAGAAUGUUUUCUAGCAGAUGCCUCUUGUUUUAAUAUAUUAAAAUUUUGCAAAGCCCUU
Messenger RNA from Otolemur garnettii (small-eared galago), 5029 nucleotides. RefSeq names its product adhesion G protein-coupled receptor A2 (gene ADGRA2). Gene Ontology annotation, biological process: cell surface receptor signaling pathway; G protein-coupled receptor signaling pathway; central nervous system development. The coding region runs from base 16 to 3384 and encodes 1122 amino acids. Gene Ontology annotation, molecular function: G protein-coupled receptor activity; protein binding. The record is from RefSeq and is a predicted model, not a curated record. The transcript has 16 exons. Gene Ontology annotation, cellular component: plasma membrane; Wnt signalosome. Lineage: Eukaryota; Metazoa; Chordata; Mammalia; Primates; Galagidae.